Cercospora beticola is the source of this 834-nucleotide messenger RNA. Its product is annotated as GTP cyclohydrolase I. Gene Ontology annotation, cellular component: cytoplasm. Gene Ontology annotation, biological process: tetrahydrofolate biosynthetic process; tetrahydrobiopterin biosynthetic process. The record is from RefSeq and is a predicted model, not a curated record. Gene Ontology annotation, molecular function: GTP binding; GTP cyclohydrolase I activity; zinc ion binding. NCBI's taxonomy places the organism in Eukaryota, Fungi, Ascomycota, Dothideomycetes, Mycosphaerellales, Mycosphaerellaceae.
AUGGCCAGCACCGACAACUUCGUUUUGACCACUGAGAGGCUCAUCGAACAUGACAAUACUGUUGCUUCAGUGCGUGGCCUCGAUAGCCAUGGACUGUCUACUCCAGAACAUUCCAAUUGUAUUCAGAAUAUCAGGGCCGAGUCUGCGGAGCAGAUCGCCGAGGUAACAAACCCAUUGCUGACCCGAUCGUCAUUUUUCGAGGUUGACAGGUUGAGGCAGCCAAGCAGCGGCUCCGAAAGCUUCAUGGGUGGAGAGUCUGAACAUGCAAGCAAGCGCUUGGAAAAGAUGCGUGGGGCCGUUAGAACACUGCUCGAAUGUGUGGGCGAGAAUCCCGAUCGAGAGGGCCUGCUUGCCACUCCGUCAAGGUAUGCGGAGGCUUUGUUGUUCCUGACACAAGGUUAUCGAGUCGACGUCGAAAGCAUUGUCAACAAAGCCCUGUUCCGCGAGGCUCACCAUGAGAUGGUCAUUGUCAAGGACAUCGAGAUCCACAGCAUGUGCGAGCACCAUCUCGUCCCUUUCAUUGGAAAGAUGCACAUUGGCUACAUUCCGAAUGGCGUCGUCAUCGGACUUUCCAAGCUACCACGUAUCGCCGAGAUGUUCUCCCGUAGGCUGCAGAUCCAAGAGCGAUUGACCAAACAAGUGGCAUAUACUGUCAACGAUAUUGUCAAGCCGCAAGGCGUCGGUGUUGUUAUGGAGUCCUGCCAUUUGUGCAUGGUCAUGCGAGGUGUUGAGAAGACUGGUACUAGUACCAUUACGAGCUGCGUCCUCGGUUGCUUCGAUGAGUUAAAGACGCGCAACGAAUUCCUGAGCCUCAUUGGCGUGGCAAGAGCUUGA